UGGAGUAACUAGUUAGAUAGAGAUUCUGGUUUAAAUUUCCUUCUAUCUUCUCUGUUAUAUAUACUGUUUCAAGUACUUCGCUUUGGAAAUCAUAUUCUUACUUGGUGCAAUUUCCUUCUCGUAUCUCCUCCCUCAUUCUGAGGAGAUUCAAAUUUGUUCCUUACUUCAUUUCCCUAUUGUAAAAUAGUCAUAUUGGUGAUAAUAUGGGAAGGGCCAUUUUCCUGCACUUUUUAUUUGGAACUUUGGUCUGCUUGAUUGCUUCCGUCGUGAGAGCUGAAGACCCAUACGUAUAUAAAACUUGGGUUGUUACCUAUGGACAAAUUGCUCCUCUUGGGGUCAAGCAAAGGGGAAUCCUCAUUAAUGGGCAGUUUCCUGGCCCUACCCUUAACGUUGUAACUAAUGACAACGUUCUGAUUACAGUCAUUAACAAGCUGGAUGAUCCUUUGCUCAUAACAUGGAAUGGUGUGAAACAAAGGAAGAGCUCGUGGCAAGAUGGAGUUGUUGGUACAAAUUGUCCAAUCCCACCAAACAGCCAAUGGACCUACAAAAUGCAAAUGAAAGAUCAAAUCGGAACCUUUACAUAUUUCCCUUCCACGUUAAUGCACAGAGCUGCUGGAGGUUUUGGAGGAUUGAACAUAUUAGCUAGGUCUGUUAUUCCAAUCCCAUAUCCCAAACCUUUUGACCAAUUCACUCUGCUUGUUAGUGACUGGUGGAAGACGGAUAACAAGGUAUUGAAGCAAAGGCUAGACCAGGGAAAUUCUUUUCCUUUUCCAGAUGCUCUACUCAUUAAUGGACGCCCUAAUUCUUUUGAAUUCACCGGCAUGAAAGGGUAUACAUACUUAUUUAGGGUGUCGAAUGUGGGAUUAACAACAUCGAUUAAUAUUAGAAUCCAAGGUCACACGUUAAGGUUGGUGGAAGUGGAAGGAGCUCAUACCAUGCAAGAAGUGUAUGAAUCAUUGGACAUUCAUGUUGGCCAAUCCAUGGCUUUUCUGGUGACUUUACAUGCCAAUCCCAAAGACUAUUAUAUUGUGGCAUCCACUCGUUUCACUAAACCAAUUUUAACAGCAACUGCCAUCCUUCACUAUCAAGGUUCUAAUACCCCUGCCUCCAAACCUUUGCCCAUUGGUCCUACUUACCAUGUUCACUGGUCAAUGAAGCAAGCCAGAACCAUUAGAUGGAACUUGACAGCAAAUGCUGCAAGGCCGAACCCACAAGGAGCAUUCCAUUACGGGACAGUGCAAGUGACGAGGACACUGGUGCUGGCAAAUUCUGCUGGAAAAAUCAAUGGAAAGAGGCGUUAUGCUAUAAACAAGGUCUCUUACAUCAACCCAGACACUCCAUUGAAGAUUGCUGAUUUUUACAACAUUCCUGGAGUUUUUCAGCUGAACAAAAUUAAAGACAAUCCUCCACUUGGCCCAAUUGUUCUUGGCACUUCUGUCUUUAACUUCUCUCUUCAUGACUUCACUGAAAUCGUCUUCCAGAAUAAUGAGAAAACCAUUCAGUCUUAUCACCUUGAUGGCUAUGAUUUCUGGGCUGUCGGGUAUGGGCCAGGGCAGUGGAACCCAACAAUGAGAAGAAAGUACAAUCUAGUAGAUGCCACAAGCAGAUGCACAAUUCAGGUGUUUCCAAAAUCAUGGAGUACAAUAUUGGUGUCAUUGGACAAUAAAGGAAUGUGGAAUUUGAGGUCAGCGAUAUGGCCAAGGAGAUACUUAGGACAGGAAACAUAUUUCAGAGUGUGGAAUACCGAACAUAGCCUUUACACUGAAUAUGAUAUUCCACCAAAUGCCAUUCUCUGUGGCAAGGCCAAACACUAGCACUAAGAUAUUUUUAUACUCAACUGUUGUAAUCUCUUCUUUUCCUCUUUUUUUUUUUUUUUUUUUUGCUCUUUUAAUU
Molecule: messenger RNA, 1893 nt
Organism: Nicotiana attenuata
Lineage: Eukaryota; Viridiplantae; Streptophyta; Magnoliopsida; Solanales; Solanaceae
Product: L-ascorbate oxidase homolog
Exons: 8
Coding region: 204-1814 (536 amino acids)
Molecular function (GO): copper ion binding; oxidoreductase activity
Source: RefSeq, a predicted model, not a curated record